Puccinia triticina is the source of this 1566-nucleotide messenger RNA. RefSeq lists its product as uncharacterized. Gene Ontology annotation, biological process: nucleocytoplasmic transport; activation of GTPase activity. The coding region runs from base 1 to 1566 and encodes 521 amino acids. The record is from RefSeq and is a predicted model, not a curated record. The transcript has 3 exons. NCBI's taxonomy places the organism in Eukaryota, Fungi, Basidiomycota, Pucciniomycetes, Pucciniales, Pucciniaceae. Gene Ontology annotation, molecular function: GTPase activator activity; small GTPase binding. Gene Ontology annotation, cellular component: cytosol; nucleus; perinuclear region of cytoplasm.
AUGAGACAUGCGGCUUGCGCAGCAGACGCUCACUCCCGCGCGCGCAGCGAUCAACGACAGAAUGUUCCAAAUAUUCACGACUGGAAAACAGCAGCAGAAGGAGCAACCCACGCAAUAAUGUCAACUUCAGACUCAGUAUUCUCACUCAAGGGUCAAAGUUUGAAAUGCGAUUCAGGUGACGCAAUCGAUCCGCACCUGAAACCCCUGAUUGCCGAUCAAGAUGUCGAAGUCGUUAUCUUUGGUGGUAAUACGUUUGGAGUUGGUGCUUGCGAACAGAUUGGAAUCGUCUUGAAAGACAAGGCGAAGCUGAAGGAGGCUGACCUGGCUGACAUUUUUACCGGGAGGUUGAUAUCUGAAAUCCCCCAAUCGUUGGGCUCUCUAUGCAACUCGCUCCUCAACCUUCAAAACCUAACGAUCGUUGAUUUGUCCGAUAACGCCUUCGGCGGCCGAUGUGUAGACGUGAUGGUGCCGUUCUUGUCGUCCCAUCUUCCCCUCGAAGAACUCCGACUCGCGAACAAUGGUUUAGGACCAGCGGGCGCUACGGUGAUUGCGGAUGCGUUGCAUCAACUUGGGGUGAAAUCACAAGAAGCUGGCCAAACCAGUCGAUUAAGAAAAAUCGUAUGUGGUCGAAAUCGGUGCGAAAAUGGCUCGACUAAAGCCUGGGGCAGGGCAUUUCAAGUUCACCCAGAGUUGAUCGAGGUUCGAUUAUUCCAAAAUGACAUCCGAAACAACGGUUGGGACCCCAUCAUGGCAGGCCUCUCUCAUUGUUCGAAGUUACAAGUCUUGGAUAUGUGGGACAAUACGGCUACCGAGAAAGGAUCGAAGGCUGUUGCCAAUGCGCUGCCCCAUCUGAGCGCCUUACGCGAAUUGAAUUUGGGUGACUGUCUUUUAAAACCACGAGGUGGCGCGAUGAUUGCAAGAGCUCUCAAGCUAGGCAACAAUCCUCAACUCGAACAUCUCAAACUUUCCGGAAGUGAAAUUGACGAAGAGGUUGUCGGUUUACUGGUCGACUACGUUAAGAAAUUCGGUUCGAAACUGAAAAAGGUCGAGUUGAAUGAUAACUACGGAGACGCAGACGCCGCCGGUGAACUGUCGGGCAUCUGGGGUGCUAUGAAAGAAGCUCUGGACGCAUGGGAGAACGGGGCUGAAUUGGAUGAACUUGAUGAAAUAAUUGAAAGGGAAUCUGAUGAUGAAGACGAAGGUUCUCAGGCGUCUGAUGAUGAUGAGGAGGAGAGCGAGGUCGCCGAAAAUUCUGUCACGGCAGAGGAGUCAGCAAACGAUCCAGUAGCAACCACAGAUGGAGAAGAAAUCGCCACGAAGCCAAGCCCGCGGCCGGAAAGUUCAUCUUCCCAGCAAAAUGUACCUCAACCUACUUCAACAUCCGUUCCUGCUACAAGUGCUGAUCAAGAUAUACAGCCAGACAUCAUCGAGAAAGUUCCGGAGAGUAAAACUGAGGAGACAGACACCACCAGUACAUCGUCCUCAUCGAAAAAAGAGAAGCCGAGCAAAGAAGACGGUCUUUAUGACUUAUUAACUCAGACAAUCGAAGCCUUGAAAUUCACCUGA